This is a messenger RNA of Abrus precatorius (Indian licorice), 888 nucleotides long. RefSeq names its product protein MEMO1 homolog. Bases 1 to 888 code for a protein of 295 amino acids. The transcript has 8 exons. The record is from RefSeq and is a predicted model, not a curated record. Lineage: Eukaryota; Viridiplantae; Streptophyta; Magnoliopsida; Fabales; Fabaceae.
AUGGAGAAGGUUAGAAGAGCUUCCCAUGCUGGUUCUUGGUACUUCGACAAUCCUACAAAGCUUUCAGAACAACUAGAAGAAUGGCUGAGAUUAUGUGGUCUUACUAAGUCUGGUGAUGUACGAGGAAUAAUAGCACCGCAUGCUGGUUAUUUCUAUAGUGGACGAACUGCUGCAUAUGCCUUUGCAAACAUUGAUCCAUCUAACAUUACAAGGGUAUUCCUUCUUGGUCCUUCUCACUACUGUGUCACUUCAAAUUGCGCUCUUUCAACUGCAACAGUUUACGAGACACCCAUUCGGAAUCUACACGUUGAUUUAGAAGUAAAUGAGCAGCUUAAAGCUACGCAGAAAUUUGAACUGAUGGAUAUUCACGUUGAUGAGGCUGAACAUAGCAUGGAAAUGCACCUACCAUAUAUUGCUAAAGUGUUUGAGGGGCGAGAGGUUAAAAUUGUACCCAUCUUAAUUGGUGCUCUUAGUGAGGAGAAUCAAGCCAUGUACGGGCAGAUACUUUCUAAAUAUGUGGAUGAUCCAAAUAAUUUUUUCUGUGUGUCAUCAGAUUUCUGUCAUUGGGGAUUGCGAUUUAAAUACGUAGACUAUGUGAAGGAACAUGGACCUAUAUACAAAUCUAUUGAGGCAUUAGACAAGCUGGGGAUGGAUAGCAUAGAAUCAGGAGAUCCAGACACAUUCAGACAAUAUCUGUCGGAAUCUAAAAAUACGAUAUGCGGAAGCCGUUCAAUCAGUGUUUUUCUCCAUAUGCUGAGGAAUUGCUCGACAAAGAUAAAGAUAGAAUUUCUUAGCUAUGAGCAGUCGAAUCAGUGCAGAACUAUACGGGAUAGUGGUGUGAGUUAUGCAUCCGCAGCAGCAAAGAUUGAUGGUUCGAGCUCCAUAUGA